AACAGUGCGGACCACUCAAGGAGUUCAUGAGUGCCAAACAACUCAGGUUCAUCUCAUGUUCACGGCCACGGCGUGUUGAAGUUUUGUCAAACCUGUUUGCGAGUCACCUCAUUAUCGUCAACAGAGCUUCAUUUCUCCAGCUUGAAUAUCCCUCCCGGAGUCCAUCUCAUUCCGCAUUGAGCUCGAUACCCCAUUUUCAAGACGCUAUCCAUUCAUCGUUCGAUUCUCAACAUGUUUUUAGCUGGGGUAUUGGCUCUUUUCUGUCUACCAUUCAUCCUGUGCUCGAAAGUUGUGCAGAACGAUGAUGUCCCCGGCAAGAUCAUCAACCGUCACUUUCCCAAGACUCCAGACUGGAAGCAAAAACCAGAACCGACCCAGUGUAGCCUCGGUUACGCAGGAAAAGUUAUCACACCACCGUCCGGCGCAACCCUAGUUUCCUGUGAGGAUGCCACCCGCCACGAGUCACUUUGCGACCAAGGAUCUUGUCACAUGGGCCAACCAGACCAAACUCCAGAAGAAAAACCACUCAGCAAGUUCUUAUACUUUACUGGUUGUGUAAGUAUGAAAGAUCAGGCUUUUGGCAAGAAACCAGCGAAACGUUACACGGUCUAUCCACGCGAGUAUGAAGUAGUCUAUGAGCUCAGAAAGAUAGUUGUUCAAGGCUAUGCGGCAGAGAUUGAAGGGAAUUUGGAAGACAACUAUAUUUGCACAUGGACUGACCAGUUAGAACAAAACUUCCAGCGUGUUUCGUGUAACAAUUGUACGGAGACAAAUUGGGAUUGAAGUGAUUCUUCUCCCCAUUCCUCACGAUUCAAUCUGAGAAGUGGUAUUCUUCUUUUUUUCAUUCCAAAAUUUGCUUCAAAUGAACAAGAUAUAAUGAGGAAGCAAUACUGCUUUUCCAAUGUUUCACUUGCAUUUGUUCUUGAUGUUACUCCAGGUUUAAUAAAUGGCUUGGUUGAUUUAUUCUGAAAAUAUGUCACAUCUACAAAUGUUUUCCAUAAAUGCAUUACAUACCAAUAUUGAAAGUAUUAUUUCAUGCUCUGGUUAUCUAUUUAUAACACAGACAAAUGUUAUUCAUAAGACAUUUAUG
Molecule: messenger RNA, 1090 nt
Organism: Puccinia graminis f. sp. tritici CRL 75-36-700-3
Lineage: Eukaryota; Fungi; Basidiomycota; Pucciniomycetes; Pucciniales; Pucciniaceae
Exons: 5
Coding region: 232-783 (183 amino acids)
Source: RefSeq, a predicted model, not a curated record